Messenger RNA from Paramuricea clavata, 5538 nucleotides. The record is from the annotation of a GenBank genome assembly. NCBI's taxonomy places the organism in Eukaryota, Metazoa, Cnidaria, Anthozoa, Malacalcyonacea, Plexauridae.
UCACGUUUCUUUCAAUAUUCAUUUUUCGAUCGGAGGUGAUUUUUAAGUAUAUUAUAAUAACACAUUUAAAACAACCAGGUAUAUAUUUUAGAAAGAUCUUUCAUUCAUUUAGAAGUCAGAAACGGCAAAAUAAUCAACAUUAUCAAAAAUCCGCACAUAGAAAACGUUUACAAUGACAACGAACAGCGGUACCUUAAAGUUGAUUGGAACGAUGGCACCUCCUCGCGAUACCCCUACAUUUUCCUACGAGAUAACUGCAAAUGUCCCCAAUGUUUCGAGCCCAGAAGUAACCAAAGUCUGGUACACACCAUAGUCGACGUCGGUUUGAACAUCCAGGCGGAGAAGGUGAGCUUUUCCAAAGAUCGUAAACAUCUAAAGUGCGUAUGGCCGGAUGGUCAUGAGAGUGAAUACCAUUUGGAAUGGCUACGUAACAAUAGAAUGCCCGAGAGGGAGGAAUUACGAAAACACUUUAACACGGACAGUCUGGUGAAAGAUGACUUGAUCUUGUGGGAUGCAGGAAUGUUACAAGACAAGAUACCAUUAUAUGAUUGCAAAGCAGUGAUGAAUGAUGAUACAACUCUUUUCAAGUAUCUCUACUCUCUGUAUCAAUAUGGAUUGGUCUUACUUGAUGACGGCCCUGUCAGACAGGAUUUCCUCUUCGAAUUGGCCACUAGAAUUGGAUGGUUUCAGAAAACCUAUCUUGGGUAAGCAAUCGAUGACUGAAAACCUUCUUUUGAAGCUAAGUAGACAAACGUUAUUUAUAUCAGAUAGCUCUGACCAGAAGUUCUACGAGGCCAUCACUCAUUUUUCAGUAUUAUGAGAGACAGGGCCUAUCAGAGAAAUUCGGGGUCCGGGGCAAAUUUUUUUUUCGGGGGCCCUAUUUUCCCUAAAAAUGUUGGCGAUCGGGGGGGGGGGGAAAUUUUUGUUCGGACAUAAAAAAAGGGUCAUAAAAAAUUUUCCGGACUAACAUCAGUUAAGUUAAAAUUCAAAAAAUUUUUUCCGGACAAAUUCCUGUUUAAAUAUUGGUAAAACCGUUUUUUUUGUGACCAGUUUCUGCAAAAUUUUGGCCCAUUAUUUAUAUCAAAAAACGUUCUAAAUUAUGUUUUUAUUUUCCAAAUUUGGGAGUCCUCCUUGCACUGGGGCCCGGAGCAAAUUGCCCCCUCUGCCCCCCCCCCUCUGAUAGGUCCUGAUGAGAGAAAUCGGAGCAGGCAGGAAAACGAAGGGGAAAUAAGCGAAAUAAUCAAACAAAGCACCAGUAUAGUCCAAAAAUUCAACCUGUGUCACCACCAAUGUUGUAAGUAUACAGGUUAACAAAAGCACGCUAUAACUACCGAGAAAAUCUAUUAAUACUGUCCGUUCUUUCUUUUCAGAGAUAUCAACAAUCUGAAAGUUGAAGAUAAUCCAAUCAGUGUUGGAUGCACAGCGAAAGGUUUAUAUAUACACACUGAUUUACCGUAUCUCAGAUCUUCACCUGACGUAAGUUGACAUUUACUUCCACAAAAAAACUUCAUUACUAAUGUUACGAAAGUAUCUAAAUAGUAUAAAUAUAGUUCAGUUUGCAACUCAGAUUAUUAUAAAUACUAGUUACGUCAAAUGGAGAGAUAAUGAGCAUUUUUGAGUAGAUAUCAUUUCGGACCUGCGUAAAAGUGUCAAUUAUCUGUCCAUUUAUAGGCAAGAUAAAUAAUUUGUCAAACUGUCAAAGUUGGACGAAAGUCUUGCAUGGUAGGCUGUUCUGUUUACAUAAUUCAAAGUCCAAGGUUGGUUCCUCAUUGACCUGGAAUGUGUGCGUGCUUAGGGAGAUUGCCGUCAAUCAUUCUUCGUUAUAUUUCGCGCGGUCGAGUAAUUAUAACAAUACGUCAUCAAAAUCUUGGUUUAAUAAAAUUGUAAGUAAAUUUAGUUUAGUAGGUAAAGUAAGUUUCACAUAGGUAUAGUUUGAAGAUUUUACUAUGAUAUUUUGAUAGUAUUUUAAGUUGUGAACAUAUUUUACAUUGAUCGAUUGAACAGCAAACCGACUCGACAAGUGCGACAACGUACUCCUUAAAUAAACAGAAUGUGAGAGCUGGAACGAGCUACAAUCUUGGACAAUACCCUUGAGACCAUUCCGGCUAAUAUUACAUUGACAAAACAAACUUUGUCUCCCCCUCCCCCCCAGUUCAAUGUUGUGAACAACGCCGAAACAACUUCUGGUAAUAUACCAUGACACAAGCUCAACAUUGAGUUGGGGGAGCUGGGGUUUAAGAAUGGCAACAUGAGGAUAGUCUCAACCAGUUAUGUCCAAGAUUGUAGCAACGCCAACCCACACUUUUAUAACUCCACGUUGAUUGGCUGGAUACAAAUCACACCACUCGCCAGAUCACGCGUGUACAAAGAUCCCCUCAACCGUUAGCACUGAAAGGUGUGCACAGUGAACUCUCUAUAUAUACAUAUCUGGAAUGAUAACAGCGAGCGAAAAGUGAAGCCAACAAAAAAAAUCACGACAUAAGUAUUCGUCAUCGUCUUCGUCAUCAACGGUUCAAGAACUUUCUUACAGUAUUAAAAAUCACUUACAUGUAAAAUUUGUAAUUGUUUUCAAAGUUUUUAUCACAGUUUUUAUAUCUUUAUUCACUUUUAACCUGAAGAUGGAGUUAUACUCCGAAACGUAGUUAUUAAAAUAAUUUUUUACUAAGCCCAUAUGGUCUAAUUUAUAUUCAAACACACGUACAUGUUCAUUUACAUUUUGCUGGCAGGCAAAUUCCGAUCACACAAUAAAUUCUUUAAAAAAUAACGUACUAGGGUAUUGACUAAAAACUAUAAAACUGGCAAACUAAAAAACAAUUCAAACAAUCGCUAAAAAUGGCAACGGCAAAGUCACAGUUGCAAGUCAAUUUACCUACCUGUGAAAUGAAAUUUUCUCGCAAGAAUAUCUCUUUCCUUGUGCAUCCAGAACGACAGUACGACACAAUAUAUUCGAAAAAGUGAUUCUUUUCUCCACACAGGGAAGUUUUCCUCGACUUUUUUCCGACCGCGAACUCAAUGCAGUAAAUUUUAGGAGCAAAACAGUUUGCUCUGGCCAUCAUGUUUUUAAUUGUUUUUUCGUGAUUGCGUUCAAAUUUAUACUGGCCAUGCAACGGUUUGCAAGAGGGGGAAUGAAACUGACGUCCAAUCCGCGUAAACCUGACGUUUGAGGGACUGAGACUGACGUCCAAUCCGCGUUAAAGACUGGUAUCGAGGCUUCAUUGUUUUCACAAUCAAAUGACUGAAUGUUAUCGUUCCAGAUAUAUAUAUAUAGAGAGUUCACUGGGUGUGCACAACCCAAAUUCGUCAGUAGAUUCAACGAAGUAAAAAUUAUGUAUGAAAAGUUGUAGGAAGCUAACAACGAAUAAAACAAAACGACAAAGAAACUAAACGAACAGUAAACGACGCUGAGAAAGGCUGAGGAAAGAAGAGAACUUGAAAAAGAUCGACUACUGAAAUAUUAACAUUAGUGACAAUAAUUAGAAAAGUUGUAACGAUUCCCUACCUCGCGCAGAAAAAAUAAAUCAUUUCUAACACUAAUAUAUGCGAGCUUAAACAAGCAUGCAUGUUGAUUGAUUAUUUUAGAUCCAAGCCCUGCAUUGUCUCGAACAAAGUCCCAGUGGUGGCAUGAGUACAUUCGCUGAUGGAUUUCAUGCCGUGAAACAACUUAAGAGAGACAGUCCUGACGCGUUUCGUGUGUUGACGACUUUCCCGAUGAGAUUUUAUGAUGAAGGCGUUGCAGACUUUGGAGAAUAUUGCUUUGGUUUUUCUGCUCCUAUGAUCAAGUAUGUUUAUCGCUUCCUUUAAUAAUAUCCGUGGCACAUAUCUUGUCACGAUAGGGUCUGUUUUCUGUGCUCGAGCCUUUCAAAAUAUACGAGUCAAACGCCAAUUGGAGUAAUUAUGACAAUGUGCCUAUUGCGAUAGCACAUGCUGGUUUAUUAAUUUUGAAAUCAAUGACAUAAUCAUUAACUUCAAACACUCAUUAAUAAUUCAUAAGCUUAUUGGCAAAUCAUGUCAACCAUAUGUCACGUGCAGUGGCUUUAAACCUGAUAAAACACUCCUAAUUAGUAUUCUUUAUAUAAAGAAUACCAAUAAGGCAGUAUCUAUUGUAGUCGUGUCCUUAUUAGUAUUCUUUAUAUAAGGAAUACUAAUAAGGCAGUAUAUCUAUUGAAUUUGUAGUCGUAUUUGAAGCCUUUAAUAAACUCGCAGGUCGUGUUUUAUUAGGUCUAAAGCAGGGCGCUGUAAAACACGGGCGGUGAAACGGCUAUGGCGCCCCUGAUCUAUGUGUGAUGCAGGUCCCCCCGCAUAUUUUCAUUUUUAUUCGAAUUCGAUGUGGUUUGAUCAGGCAUGCAUGUUUGUUUUGACUUCUUUUUAAAAUUACUACGUAAAAAGGUACAAUUCAAGCUGAAUUCACAAUGGAUUUGGGAUCUGUGCUAUUACUAUACACGAAAUCUUUUUUCCGGAUUCUUAAUCACGGCUGAUUAUAUGGGGAAUGUUGUAGUGUAAGAUAUAAGUCUGGGAUCUCACUCACGAGGAUCGAUUGUUUUUGCAAAACAACUUCGUUCGUUUAUAAGAUGAAAAAAAAGGCGAAGAAAAAGUUUUUUAAACGGCUGUUGUUUUAAAACCUGCAACUGGAAUGUGUGUUUGGAAAUCAGGUAUGUUCAAUCACAUGUAUUUUUGUCAAGUUCCACCAGAUGAAGCGCCAUAAAUUGAUAAAAACAGCAAGUUCUUUUUUUCAAGCGAUAGUUUGUUGUCGCAGUUUUACAAGCGCGGAAAAUUUUUAACUUUUAAAUAUUUCAUGCACAAUAUAUGAAACCUAUUUUUAUUUUGAUGUUUUUGUAUAAUUUAAGUACGUAAUUUUCUGAAAAUCACCAAAUGAAAAUGGGCUUUUUUAAUUUUUAAACAUUUUUUUGGCCUUGUUUUUGACAUGUGCAUGCCAAAUCUACACAUGAAAUACAAUUAAGCAAGCGAUAGUUUGUUGUCGCACUUUUACAAGCGCGGAAAAUUUUUAACUUUUAAAUAUUUCAAGCACAACAUAUGAAAACUAGUUUUAUUUUGAUGUUUUUCUAUAACUUAAGUACCUAGUUUUCUGAAAAUCACCAAAUGAGAAUGGGCUUUUUAAAUUUUUAAACAUUUUUUUGGCCUUGUUUUUGACAUGUGCAUGCCAAAUCUACACAUGAAAUACAAUUAAGCAAGCGAUAGUGAUCUAUUCUAAAAGACCACACGAGUCAGAACACGAGUGAACACGAGUGAACACGAGUGAACACGAGACAACACGAGUGAACACGAGUGAACACGAGUCAGAACACGAGUGAACACGAGUCAAAAAAUUGUGAACACGAGUGAAGACGAGUCAAAAACUGACGAACACGAGUGAACACGAGUCAAAAAUGACGAACACGAGUGAACACGAGUCAAAAACUGACGAACACGAGUCAAAAACGCAUUCUUAAAGAGGCUCCCUACAGUUUUAAGCCCGUGAUGAAGAUCUGUACUGUGUAAUUGCACGCGGGUUUCUUGGCGGCCCACAGGAUGUUGGAUUAA